Molecule: messenger RNA, 1296 nt
Organism: Helianthus annuus (common sunflower)
Lineage: Eukaryota; Viridiplantae; Streptophyta; Magnoliopsida; Asterales; Asteraceae
Product: probable voltage-gated potassium channel subunit beta
Exons: 4
Coding region: 128-1111 (327 amino acids)
Source: RefSeq, a predicted model, not a curated record
GUCACAUGAUAUAACCAGACCACACCACUUUUAGAUCUACACACUUGCCGGCCCAAACUUGUCAUUCUCUCAACCACCAUCUUCUCACACACUCAUUUCCGAUCACCGGCGAUCUGAAAUCAAAACAAUGGAAUACAAAAACCUAGGCCGAUCAGGCCUCAAAGUCUCCCAACUCUCCUAUGGCGCAUGGAUCAGUUUCGGCAACCAACUAGACGUCAAAGAAGCCAAAACCCUCCUUCAAACCUGCCGUGACAACGGCGUUAACUUCUUCGACAACGCAGAAGUCUACGCCAACGGUCGAGCUGAAGAAAUCAUGGGCCAAGCAAUCCGAGAGCUCGGAUGGAAACGUUCCGACAUAGUAGUCUCCACUAAGAUAUUCUGGGGUGGCCCCGGCCCCAACGACAAAGGCUUGUCCAGGAAACAUAUUGUCGAGGGGACAAAAGCUUCGUUGAAGCGGUUGGAUAUGGAGUAUGUGGAUGUUAUUUAUUGUCAUCGGCCGGAUAUUUGUACUCCUGUUGAGGAAACUGUACGGGCAAUGAACUAUGUUAUUGACAAUGGUUGGGCCUUCUAUUGGGGCACCAGUGAGUGGUCUGCUCAGCAGAUUACGGAAGCGUGGGCGGUUGCUGAUCGGUUGGAUCUUGUUGGGCCGAUUGUUGAGCAGCCGGAAUAUAAUAUGUUUUCUAGGCAUAAGGUUGAGAGUGAGUAUCUUCCUCUUUACAAAAACCAUGGCAUCGGACUUACAACAUGGAGUCCUCUUGCAUCUGGAGUUCUGACCGGAAAAUACAAUUCCGGGGUUCCACCGGACAGUAGAUUUGCGUUGGAAAAUUAUAAGAAUCUGGCCAGUCGAUCAUUGGUGGAUGACGUGCUGAAGAAAGUGAGGAAGCUACAACCGAUUGCGGAUGAACUUGAUGUGCCAAUGUCUCAGCUUGCGAUCGCUUGGUGUGCUGCAAACCCCAAUGUAUCGUCGGUUAUAACCGGUGCUACAAAGGAACAUCAGAUUCAAGAAAACAUGAAGGCUAUUAAUGUGAUUCCGAAGCUUACGCCAGAUGUGAUGGAGAAGAUUGAUGCCGUUGUCCAGAGCAAACCCAAGAAGCCAGAUUCGUAUAGGUGAAGGAACACACAAAGACGAUUAGUUUUCAGUUGCUGGCCCGAUAUUUUUACAAUAAGACUUGUGUUUGAACUUUGAAUUCGACCCAUUUUAUUGGGGAUGUGAUAUAUUUAUACAUUUAAGGGUAGCAAUUAUCGGGUUGUGUUUUAUUUUAAACGGGUCAAAUGAAGGAUUAAAAGUUGUCUGCA